AUGCUCUCCCGUCUCACUUCUUCCAUCGGUCGUAAUCGGAUUUCGGUUCAGACCCGUCAAAUGUCAUUCGAACUGUCUGACACUCAAAAAGAAGUUCAAGCUGCUGCAUUGCAAUUCUCGAAAGAUGUUCUUCUGCCAAAUGCUGUCAAAUAUGACAAAAGUGGAGAAUUCCCGUGGGAUAUAGUUCGUCAAGCUCAUCAACUUGGAUUCAUGAAUCCUAUCAUUCCUGAGAAGUAUGGUGGUCCGGGUAUGGAUGGUUUCAAUACUUGUCUGAUUGUGGAAGCACUUUCUUAUGGAUGUACUGGAAUUCAGCUUGCUAUUGUUGGUCCAUCACUCGCCGUAGCGCCAGUUUUUCUCUCUGGAUCAGAAGAACAAAAGAAGAAAUACUUGGGAAUGUUGGCUACUGAGCCAAUAAUUGCUUCAUAUGCAGUAACAGAACCAGGAGCAGGAUCAGAUGUGAAUGGAGUGAAGACAAAAGCAGUGAAGAAAGGAGACGAGUAUGUGAUCAAUGGAUCGAAAGCUUGGAUUACUGGAGGAGGCCAUGCUAAAUGGUUUUUCGUUUUGGCAAGAACUGAUGAUGAUCCGAAAGCUCCGGCUGGAAAAGCAUUCACUGCAUUCAUUGUUGAUGGAGAUACACCCGGAAUCACAAGAGGAAAGAAAGAAGAAAAUAUGGGACAGAAGUGUUCGGACACGAGAACAAUCACUUUUGAGGAUGUUCGUGUUCCAAAAGAAAAUAUUCUCGGUGCUCCUGGAGCUGGAUUCAAAGUUGCGAUGGGUGCAUUUGAUCUGACUCGUCCUCAAGUUGCCGCUGGUGCUGUUGGUCUCGCAUGGAGAUGUCUCGAUGAGUCAUGCAAAUAUGCUCUGGAAAGAAAUGCUUUUGGAACUCCAAUCGCAAAUCAUCAAGCUAUUCAAUUCAUGCUCGCUGAUAUGGCCAUCAACCUAGAGCUUUCUCGUCUCUACACAUAUCGAGCUGCUGCUGAAAGUGAUGCUGGUGGUGUCUCAUCCUACAAUGCAUCGAUUGCAAAAUGUUUUGCGGCGGAUACAGCAAAUAUUGCAGCUGCUAACGCUUGUCAGAUCUUCGGAGGAGCUGGUUUCAAUUGUGACUAUCCAGUGGAGAAGUUGAUGCGUGAUGCAAAGAUUUAUCAAAUCUACGAAGGAACUUCUCAAAUUCAACGAAUGGUUAUUGCUCGUACUCUUCUUUCCCAUUUCACUCAUAGUGGAACCAGUAAAAUGUGA
Molecule: messenger RNA, 1236 nt
Organism: Caenorhabditis remanei
Lineage: Eukaryota; Metazoa; Nematoda; Chromadorea; Rhabditida; Rhabditidae
Exons: 4
Coding region: 1-1236 (411 amino acids)
Biological process (GO): medium-chain fatty acid catabolic process; fatty acid beta-oxidation
Cellular component (GO): mitochondrion
Molecular function (GO): flavin adenine dinucleotide binding; medium-chain fatty acyl-CoA dehydrogenase activity
Source: RefSeq, a predicted model, not a curated record